AAAAUUGAAUAUUAUGAAGCCUACCUACGUAAUAUAAUUUCUCGCAUUACACGAAAACCCGGCAAAAUCGGAUAUAUGAAUUUACUUCGCCAACGGGUAUCUAGCUGACUAGCUCAAUAUGAAAAUGGCGGAAGAGCUAGGAUCAUCAUCUGCUGCUGCUGCCACCGCAACAUCUACAUCAACAUCAUCAUCAUCACCGGCCAAAACAAGAUCACCGUGGCCCCCUGUUCUCCGUUGGAUCCACACUACCACCGACCACAUCAUCGAGGCCGAGAAACGCCUUCUCUCUCUCGUCAAGACUCCAUAUGUUCGAGAACAAGUUAAUAUUGGUUCAGGCCCUCCAGGGUCCAAAAAGAGGCGGCUUCGUUCUACAAGCAAUGAGCCACGGUUCAUUAACACUGUUACCUUCAAUAGCAAAGAGGACUCGCCCACUCUUGUGAUAGUCCAUGGUUAUGCCGCUUCUCAAGGCUUUUUCUUUCGGAAUUUUGAUGCUCUUGCUAGUCGUUUCAAGGUCAUUGCUGUUGAUCAGCUUGGCUGGGGUGGAUCAAGUAGGCCUGAUUUUACUUGCAAAAGCACUAAAGAAACUGAAGCAUGGUUCAUUGACUCCUUUGAGGAAUGGCGAAAAGCAAAAAAGCUCGACAACUUCAUAUUACUUGGGCAUUCGUUUGGAGGGUAUGUUGCAGCUAAAUAUGCAAUCAAGCAUCCUGAGCACAUUCAGCAUUUGAUUUUAGUGGGACCUGCUGGAUUUUCAUCAGAAUCAGAAGCCAAGUAUGAGUGGAUUACUCAAUUCAGAUCAACUUGGAGAGGAGCAAUUUUGAAUCAUUUGUGGGAGUCUAAUUUUACUCUUCAUAAGAUUAUUCGAGGUUUAGGUCCUUUGGGUCCACAUUUUGUACGCAAGUACAUAAGUUCUAGAUUUGGUGGUUAUUCAAUUGGAGAGGUAUUAACAGAGGAGGAAUCCCAAUUGCUAGCAGACUAUGUGUACCACACUUUAGUAGCCAAAGCUAGUGGAGAGCUAUGCUUGAAAUAUAUAUUUUCUUUUGGUGCUUUUGCAAGGAUGCCCCUUCUACAAAGUGGAUCAAAGUGGAAAGUGCCUGCUACUUUCAUAUAUGGCAUGCAAGAUUGGAUGAACUAUCAAGGGGCGCAAGAAGCUCGCCAGCAAAUGAAGGUCCCAUGUGAAAUCAUUAGGGUUCCCCAGGCUGGGCAUUUUGUCUUCAUAGACAACCCAAACGGGUUUCAUUCAACUGUGUUCUAUGCUUGCCGGAGGCUUCUCUCACGUAAUCCUGAUAGUGAAUCCCUACCCGAAGGUCUAAUAUAUGUAUAGGAAGUUUGCUGUAUUUUUUUUUCAAGUCCAUUCGUAUGUAAUUUAUCAGAGAGUUUCCAUUAGAAUGCAAUACGAAAAUUCACAUAAA
Molecule: messenger RNA, 1409 nt
Organism: Hevea brasiliensis (rubber tree)
Lineage: Eukaryota; Viridiplantae; Streptophyta; Magnoliopsida; Malpighiales; Euphorbiaceae
Product: probable 1-acylglycerol-3-phosphate O-acyltransferase
Exons: 9
Coding region: 119-1321 (400 amino acids)
Molecular function (GO): A2-type glycerophospholipase activity
Source: RefSeq, a predicted model, not a curated record